UGUAGCCCUGAGUGAUCUCACCUGCGUGCGCCGAGAUGGGGGAGGGGCCGUACAACCUUGGGGCGAGAGGAGGGUGGGCUCCUGAGGGUAUCUGGGGAAGCCCAACUGACCCCCCCAAGCCGUGACCCCCGAUUUUUGCGUGGGCUUCUCCCGGCGUCCAGUGUACACUUGAGAAAAGGGGAAGGAUCCUGGAGCUUGGGCCCCCGUGUGCCUCAGUUUCCUCCUUUGUAAAAAAGGGUGAGAGCAGCCCCUCCCCCUCCCUAUGAGAUCCCUUCUGUGAAGCACCUACAGCUCCGAGUGUAAGUCUCCUCCCGGCCUCCAUUAGGCUGGAGGACAGCGGGGCGAGGGCAGGGGUCACUCAGGGUCUGGCUGUCCAGCUCCGCCUCCAGAACUCUUCUGUCCCCACGGUCCUGGGCCGUUGGUCAGCACUUCUGGGGCCUUUGGGGAGCGUUCCUCCCUGCAGACUUGGGAAGUGGGGGCCUGACAACACAUGGGGAAACCGAGGCAGUCAGGGAUGAAGGGCUUGGCCGGCGUCACCCUAGCCUUCCGAGGCUUCCGGUGAAGGGUGUGUAGUCUUGAAUCUCACCUGGCUCGUGCCUCUAGGCUGUUCCCCUCCAAAAAAGUGUGCAGGAGACCUUAGUGGCCAGGAUGGGGGCCCUAGAAGGAUCUGCCUACCCCCACAGGUGAGAUCUCGCAGCCUCUCCCCACUGUCCCUCAGGCUCUCUCUCUCUCUCUCUCUCUCUCUCUCUCUCUCUCUCUCUCUCUCUCUCUCGUUGUGGGCAGGUCCGCAUCCAGCCUGGGAAGGGAAGGCUCAGACCCCGGCCUCCCUCUCUGAGGUCCCUCUCCCUCCCCAGACCAGCUGGAACAGGACCCAAGCCCGGAACCAGAGACAUGGCUCCCGAGCCCCUCGUCCCAGAAGUUGGUGACCUUCAAGGAUGUGAUGGUGAACUUCACUGAGGAGGAGUGGGGGCUCUUGGACCCUUCUCAGAAGGAGCUGUAUAAGGAGGUCAUGAUGGAGAAUGUCCAGAAUCUGCUUUUCCUGGAUGUGGAGCCCAAAUUUGAAAGGAAUGAGAUGACUAGGAAGCUGGGACUUUUGAUGGAAGAAUGUGACUUGCAAAUAUUCAUGAAGGAUGGUCUCUGUGCCUUGACUUUGAGGGAAAUCCAUGACUCUGACAUCCCAGUACAUAACUCAGACUGACUGUGAAUUGGAUGAAAUUAGAAAGAGAUUCAGACAAUCUUCUUUCCUAAAUCAUUAUAAGAAAAUAAAUUCAGGGAAUAACUUUCUUCUGGAUAGUGAAUAUCAAAAAUGUUUUCCUGAACAGGUAGAGCUUUUUCAUUUCCAGGAGAAGCCUGCUGAAAUACUAAGGAAUCCACAUAAUCAAAGGGAAAUGGCUUUUAGCAAGAGUUCAGAUUUCAUUACGUAUCAGAAAAAUGAUACUGCAGAAAUGUUCUGUGUGGGUAGUCAAGUUGGGCAGGCCUUCAGUCAAAAGUUGAAACUCAUUAUUCAGCAGCAAAUUCACAUAAGAAAACAACCUGAUGAGUAUAAUGAAUGUGAAGCAAUCUCAUCCCAUCAUUCAUCUCUUCCUUACCAGUCUAAAGUUGACCCUAGAAUGAAAAAACCUUCAUUUGGUGAGUAUGGGAAGGCCUGUGGUUGGAACUCAGACCUUGAUAGAUCUCAGAAGAUUCAUACUGGAGAGUUGUAUAAAUGUAAUGAAUGUGGGAAGAUCUUCACACAGCCAUUCAUUCUAGCUAUACAUAAGGGAAUCCAUACUGGAGAGAAACUUUUUGAAUGUAAUCAGUGUGGAAAAGCUUUCAAAUCCAGUUCCAGUCUUAUUCAACAUCAGAGAAUUCACACUGGAGAAAAACCUUAUAAAUGUAAUCAAUGUGGAAAGACUUUUCGACUCAAUUCUAUUCUUGCUUAUCAUCAGAGAAUCCACACUGGAGAGAAAUCUUAUAAAUGUACUCAAUGUGGAAAAGCUUUCAUAAACAGUUUCAUUCUUGCUAAACAUCAGAGCAUUCACCCUGGCAAGAAACCUUUUGAAUGUUAUCAAUGUGGAAAAGCUUUCACAAAGAAGUACCUUCUUGGUUAUCAUCAGAGAAUCCACACCGGAGAGAAACCUUUUGAAUGUAAUCAAUGUGGGAAGGCUUUCAGGUUCAAUCACAGGCUUGCAGAACAUCACAGAAUCCACACUGGAGAAAAACCUUUUGAAUGUAAUCAAUGUGGAAAAGCUUUCACACGAAAGGGAGAUCUUAAUAAACAUCAGAGUAUCCACACUGGAGAAAAACCUUAUAUAUGUGUUCAAUGUGGAAAGGCUUUUCGACUCAGUUCCAUUCUUGCUCAUCAUCAGAGAAUCCAUACUGGAAAGAAACCUUUUGAAUGUAAUCAAUGUGGAAAAAGUUAUAUGAAGAGGUGCCUUCUUAUUGAACAUCAGAGAAUCCACACUGGAGAGAAACCUUUUAUAUGUAAUCAAUGUGGAAAAGCUUUUGUAAACAAUUUCAUUCUUGCUAAACAUCAGAGCAUCCACCCUGGCAAGAAACCUUUUGAAUGUAAUCAAUGUGGAAAAGCUUUUAUGAAGAGGUACCAUCUUGUUGAACAUCAGAAAAGCCACACUGCAGAGAAACUUUUUGAAUGUAAUCGGUGUGGAAAGGCUUUCAGAUUCAAUCAUAGGCUUACAGAACAUCAGAGAAUCCACACUGGAGAGAAAUCUUUUGAAUGUAAUCAGUGUGGAAAAGCUUUUACACGUAAGGCUUAUCUUAUUGAACAUCAGAGAAUCCAUAGUGGAGAAAAGCCUUAUAAAUGUAAUCAAUGUGGAAAGGCUUUUACACGUAAGGCUUAUCUUACUGAACAUCAGGGAAUCCACACUGGUGAAAAACCCUAUAAAUGUAAUCAGUGUGAAAAGGCUUUUACAUACAGUCGCAAGCUUGCUGAACACCAGAGAAUCCACACUGGAGAAAAACCUUUUAAAUGUAAUCACUGUGGAAAAGCUUUUACACGAAAAGAUUGUCUUAAUGAACAUCAGAGAAUCCACACUGGAGAGAAACCUUUUGAAUGUAAUCAGUGUGGAAAAACUUUUACACGCAAGGCACAUCUUACUGAACACCAGAGAACCCACACUGGAAAGAAACCUUUUGAAUGUAUUCAGUGUGGAAAAGCUUUUACACAGAAGGGAAAUCUUGUUGAACAUCAGAGAAUUCACACUAGGGAGAAACGUUUUGAAUGUAAUCAGUGAGGAAAGGAUUUCACGUAAAGGUUCUUUCCAGCUGCACAUCAGAAAAUCUACACUGGAGAGAAACUUUGUAAAUCAAAUCAAUGUGGAAAGGCAUUCAGUUACAAAUCCAGGAUUGGUAAACAUCAGAGAAUCCACACUUAUGAGAAAAAUUGUGACUAUAAUCAAUGUGAAAUGAAUUUCACAAAGAGUUCUCAUUUGGCUGUAUAUGAGACAAUCCACCCUGCAAAGAACCUUUUGAUUCUAAUCAAUGUAGAAGGACUUUCAGAGGAGCUGUAGUCUUGUUAAACAUCAGAGAAUCCACACAGAAGGGAAACAUUUUGAAAGCAAUCAGUGUAGAACGAUUUCACUCAGCUCCAAUCCUGCUAAAUAUUAGACAAUCCACACUGGAGCCAAACCUUAUAAGUGCAGUUUGUGUAUAGUUUGCAGGAAUCCAUGUCAUUCUGACCUGGCACUAAGCCUUCAUUAGAGAAUGCCUACGGGAAUUUCCAGGAACAUCUAUGCUUGAAAUGAAUAGGAACAGAUUUGCAGGAGUGAUAAAGCUUUCAGGGUGUAUAGGAGGAGAGACAGUUGGUCUGACAAUGUUAAAAUUUCUCCUUGUACCCAAAUUUCACAUAGUCCUUUCAUACCCUGAAUAAUUUAUCUACUUUUUGUUUUCCUUUCUGUUUUCUUGGCAGCCUUGUGACUAGAGAGCUUAAAAGAGCAUGUUUAGGGACAAUAAAGUAUCUUGACUGCUGGCUUUGAUGUCUUUUUCUUUUCUUGCUUUUGUGGUCUCUGUGAGAAUCAAUACGAGGUGGCCUGUCAUUGGCAUUCCACAAACAGGCACCCUAAUGUAGGGAAAGGGCAACUUCAAGCGACCACUUUCAGGGAUUUCUAAGAAUCCAGGUCACCAUGGAAACCAA
Molecule: messenger RNA, 4129 nt
Organism: Sarcophilus harrisii (Tasmanian devil)
Lineage: Eukaryota; Metazoa; Chordata; Mammalia; Dasyuromorphia; Dasyuridae
Product: zinc finger protein 345-like
Exons: 3
Coding region: 1164-3230 (688 amino acids)
Source: RefSeq, a predicted model, not a curated record